CUUCAUGCUUCUAGGGUUUCUUUUUCAAGCAAAAAGCCCUACGAACUGUCUGAUCUACUGCUGCUUCUUCAUCUUCAAAGAAAAUUCUUGGCAAUGGCCGUGAAGCCCACAAGGUCCCAGAAGAAAACCAUAUACGACAAGAAGCUAUGCGCCAUGCUCAGCGAUUACUCCCAGAUUCUGGUCGUUCACGCCGACAACGUGGGCUCGAACCAGCUCCAGAGCAUCCGCAGGGGCCUCCGAGGUGACUCCGUGGUUUUGAUGGGAAAGAACACGAUGAUGAAGCGUUCCAUCAAGAUUCAUGCGGAGAAGUCAGGAAACGAGGCGAUCAAGAACCUCAUUCCUCUUUUGGUGGGCAAUGUGGGAUUGAUCUUCACCAAGGGUGACUUGAAGGAAGUAAGGGAAGAGGUUGGCAAAUAUAAGGUUGGAGCUCCCGCACGUGUUGGUCUUGUUGCACCGAUCGAUGUUGUUGUCCCCCCUGGAAACACUGGACUCGAUCCUUCUCAGACCUCCUUCUUUCAGGUGCUGAACAUAGCAACCAAAAUCAAUAAAGGCACAGUGGAGAUCAUCACACCUGUGGAGAUCAUAAAAAAGGGUGACAAAGUGGGCUCCUCCGAGGCUGCACUUCUUUCAAAGCUUGGGAUACGGCCUUUCUCUUAUGGUCUUGUUGUACUCUCUGUUUAUGACAAUGGAUCGGUCUUUAGCCCCGAGGUGCUUGAUCUCACUGAGGAUGAUCUUAUGGAGAAAUUUGCUGCUGGGGUCUCCAUGGUCGCCUCUAUUUCCCUGGCAGUCUCCUACCCAACUCUUACUGCCGCACCCCACGCGUUCAUUAAUGCCUACAAAAAUGCUCUGGGUGUUGCAGUUGCUACAGAGUAUUCCUUCCCACAGGCUGAGCAAGUGAAAGAAUACUUGAAGGAUCCAAGCAAGUUUGCUGCAAUGUUGGCUCCUGUUGCAGUUGCUGAUACUGGUGCUGCUCCAAGUGCUACUACAAAGGUGGAAGAGAAGAAGGAAGAGCCAGAAGAGGAGUCUGAUGAUGACAUGGUUCUCGGUUUGUUUGACUGAUUUUCAGUCGGCUGUAGUGUUUUAGUUAAUGGCAGAUAUCGCCUAUCACUGUCUCCAUUUUCCUUUGGAUCUUUAUAUUUAUCUUGGGAUUCACAGUAGACCCUUUUUCCAUUUUGUCUUGCACUCUCCUAUCAACAAUUAAAAUACUGUUUAAAUGCCA
Juglans microcarpa x Juglans regia is the source of this 1219-nucleotide messenger RNA. Its product is annotated as 60S acidic ribosomal protein P0-like. The coding region runs from base 94 to 1059 and encodes 321 amino acids. The transcript is spliced from 5 exons. Gene Ontology annotation, biological process: ribosome biogenesis; cytoplasmic translation; ribosomal large subunit assembly. Gene Ontology annotation, molecular function: structural constituent of ribosome; large ribosomal subunit rRNA binding. The record is from RefSeq and is a predicted model, not a curated record. Gene Ontology annotation, cellular component: cytosolic large ribosomal subunit. Lineage: Eukaryota; Viridiplantae; Streptophyta; Magnoliopsida; Fagales; Juglandaceae.